Messenger RNA from Aspergillus alliaceus, 1749 nucleotides. RefSeq names its product WD40 repeat domain-containing protein. Gene Ontology annotation, biological process: mRNA splicing, via spliceosome. Bases 1 to 1749 code for a protein of 582 amino acids. Gene Ontology annotation, cellular component: catalytic step 2 spliceosome. The transcript has 2 exons. NCBI's taxonomy places the organism in Eukaryota, Fungi, Ascomycota, Eurotiomycetes, Eurotiales, Aspergillaceae. The record is from RefSeq and is a predicted model, not a curated record. Gene Ontology annotation, molecular function: protein binding; mRNA binding.
AUGGCGUCGUUAUUAGGUACAAGCUAUGAAUCCAGCGAUGAUGAGACAACGCGCCCCCAGAUUCAAAUUACCGCACCAACGGCAACUAAGAUCGUCGCGGCGCCAGAAGUGAAUACAGAGGAUCAAGCUCACAUGCAAAUGAUGCUCGCUAACACGUCCUCCCAAGCUCUCACUUACAAUGCAACAUACGACGACCUCUCUCGCCCCAACCAAGGCCCGGCGAACCCUUUCAAACCAGAUGGUCCCGCAAAUGGGCUCAAGCGCAAAAAUGUGCCAACCGGAUACGCAGAGGAAGCAGCAAUCAGUGCAGCCACCUUCGCCGCGCAACACCGCACUUUCCAGAGCUUAGGGUACACGCGCAAUCCCGGCCUACCGGGCCAGAUCGUAGGCGAUUUAGACCGGGCAGCGCAGCUUGGAGGCCGGGAUAUCGUGCAGAUGAAGCCCUCGAAGGAGGUAUCGGCAGCAUUACGGGCAAAGCGGCAAAGGAAGGGCGAUUCAAGCAUUGUUGAGGGCGAGGGCGCGUAUCUAGGACCGUGGGCGAAAUAUAAGGAUGAUGAUCAUGUAUACGAGGAAACAGAGGCUGCUGAGGAUCGUGAACUUGCCAGUGAUGAGGAAUAUGUUGAAGAAGAGGAAGAGGAGAUCGCCGCAGCUCAUAUGCCUGCCAUGAGCAAGCAGGCGACGGACUACCAGGCUGAUUCGUCCAAAGUGGAAACCACCGAAUUUCACGGGUCCGAACAGUUCGACUACAUGGGACGGACGUACAUGCAUGUACCUCAAGAUCUGGACGUCGAUCUCAAGAAGGAUGUUGGCAGUGUCAAGAACUUCAUCCCCAAGAAGCUCAUUCACACCUGGAAGUCACAUACCAAAGCCAUCACAUCGCUUCGUUUUUUCCCUCAAUCCGGCCAUCUCUUACUCUCGUCUGCAGCGGAUGGCAAGGCGAAGAUUUGGGACGUUUAUCAUUCGCGUGAGCUUCUUCGCACCUUUUCCGGCCAUUCCAAAGCUAUCACCGACACGGAUUUCGACCCCACCGGAAAGACGUUCCUCACAGCAUCCUACGACCGCCAGAUCAAACUCUGGGACACAGAAUACGGCAAAUGCCUCGGUCGUUUCUCUACCGGCAAGACACCUCACGUUGUUCGAUUCAACCCCGGCGCGGAACACUCCCACGAGUUCCUGGCCGGUAUGUCAGACAAGAAGAUCGUCCAAUUUGACACCCGCUCCGGCGAGCUGGUCCAAGAAUACGACCACCAUCUCGCAGCAAUCAACACCAUCACCUUCGUUGACGAAAACCGCCGCUUCAUCUCCACAUCCGACGACAAAUCCCUCCGCGCCUGGGAAUACGGCAUCCCCGUGCCGAUCAAAUUCAUCGCGGAACCAUACAUGUUCGCCCUCACACGAGCAGCACCCCAUCCAAACGGCAAAUACGUCGCCUUCCAAUCCGGCGAUAACCAGAUCGUCGUCUACGGUGCCACGGACAAAUUCCGCCAAAACCGGAAGAAGAGUUUCCGCGGUCACAAUAACGCCGGCUAUGCCAUCGACCUCAAGAUCUCUCCAGAUGGCCAGUUCAUUUGUUCCGGUGAUAGCGCCGGAUACGUGUGCUUCUGGGAUUGGAAGACCGGGAAAAUGUACCACAAAAUCAUGGCGAGCGGUAAGGAAGGUGGUGCGACGACCUGUCUUGACUGGCAUCCUCAGGAGACGAGUAAGGUUGCUACUGGCGGAUUGGAUGGUGUGAUUCGGUAUUGGGAUUAG